AUGAAUAAUAACUUCUUUAAUUCAGCAAUAACGCAAGCGGACCUGCAACGGCAGGUCGCUGCAAGGAGAUCGCAUUCUAGGUCUAUGAACAUGUCGCAGCCUCAACAACAACAGCAGCAACAACAACAACUACUACAACAACAACUACAACAACAACAGCAACAGCAACAGCAGCCAUCUCUACACCCUAAUAGUAAUUCGAUGAACAUGAACAAUGUGAUGGGCGGUAACUAUGGCAUGGACGAUCUCAAUUUGCAAAUUAAUCACGAGUUACAACGGCGGCAGGGUUACUCGCAAACCUUUUCGCCAGAUCACGAUCGCAGAUCUUCCACAUUUGAGGGUCUGAACGCCUUUGAAUUUGAAAGCCCAGCACCUGCUCAAGAAAUGCAACUCGUGCGGCGACGAUCGAUAGAUGAAUUGGGUAUGGGCAUAAAUUUCGGAGACAUGGGGGCCAAUAUGAAUAUGCAAAUGUCGCAGAUGGGGUAUCUAAACUCUGUGCAACCCAGUCCAAUGGCUAUGGACACAAAUGUAGGAUUUCCUGUAUAUACGAGUGAAAUGGUGCCUGAAAUGAUGAGUUACGCCUUGCCGAUGGAUGGUAUGUCUCGAGAUUCGUCCAUGGGCAUGUAUGGGAACAAUAGCUAUUCCCCCACAAUGUACCGGAACGAUCCUAUGGAUUCGGAAUUCAUGAUGGAUCAUGACGAGCUGAGAACGAUGUCUGGAAACAUGAAUGAUGAGAAUAACGAAGCGAUGCAAUCGAGAUCCAGUCUUGGUAGUAUCAUGGACCAACCAUCAAACAACACGGGCAGAUCUCAGAGCGCAAAUGAUUACAACUCUCCAACCGCCUCAAAUGUACCUGCGGGUGUUUUAAGUCGAACUUCAAGCACGACUAUAAUUCCUGCUAGCUUAUCAUCGAUACCCACCCCCACAGACACCCCUCCUACCGCCCUCAGCAGAAAAGAAGCUCAGGUCAAUAUAUAUUCUGGCUCUGGGUUUGACAUGCUUUCAAUAUUGAUGAGAGUGGCCACCAGGAAGAAUCCAGUCGUUGACAUAGGUGCCGUCGAUUUAUCGUGUGCAUUUGUUGUCUGCGAUCUUAGAGAGCCGGAUUGUCCUAUAGUAUAUGUGUCUGAAGUGUUCGAGAAUCUUACCGGGUAUUCAAGACAUGAAGUGUUGGGGAGAAAUUGUCGAUUCCUUCAAUCGCCUGAGGGUAAAAUCCAAGCAGGUGAACGUAGAGUAAACACCGAGAAUGCUAAGGUUUAUGAACUCAAGAAAGCCAUAGAUACAAGAACGGAAACUCAACAGGCCAUCAUCAACUAUCGGAAAGGUGGUCAGCCAUUUAUGAAUCUUCUAACGAUGAUUCCAGUUCCUGCAGAUGAUAAUGAUCCUACACUUUCUCUGGUGGUUGGAUUUCAGGUUGAUGUGGUGGCGACUCCCAAUAGUGUCAGUGACGCGGCUGGUGGGAAUUACACGAUGAAUUACAAGCAAGGCACAUUACCACGAUAUGUUUGGCAUCCGCCUCAACAACUCCCUACCUUAGCCGAUGCUGGUCAAACGAUUAGUCGUGAUGAUGUCAGCUCGGUAUUAGCCUCAUAUGACAACGGAAGCGAUCCAGAGCUUAACAAGAGAAUGUGGGAUAAGGUGCUUUUAGAAAAUGCCGAUGAUGUUAUUCAUGUUCUUUCUCUGAAAGGCUUAUUCCUCUACCUCUCACCAUCGUGUCGUCAAGUCUUGGAAUACGAUUCAUCUGAGUUAAUGGGAACAUCACUCUCAUCGGUGUGUCAUCCUAGUGAUAUAGUUCCUGUCACUCGAGAAUUGAAGGAAACAUCACAAGGGAAUCCUGUUAAUGUGGUAUAUCGCAUUCGUCGGAAGAACAGUGGCUAUACAUGGUUUGACAGUCAUGGCUCGUUAUGUGUAGAGCAAGGCAAAGGCCGAAAGUGCAUCAUUCUGGUCGGUAGAGUAAGACCGGUAUAUGCAUUGGCUCGGAGUAGCCUGACUCGAUCGGAAGGCUUUGGUGAGACUGAAAUAUUUUCGAAAUUAUCAACAUCGGGCAUGUUCCUGUUCGUUUCAUCACACGUUAAAUCGCUCUUAGAUCGAACGCCAGAGGAUCUUAUUGGUACAAGCUUCCAAGCAGUGAUGCGUUCUGGAUCCAAGGUUGAGUUCGGUCGGGCUCUUGAAAAGGCGAGAACGGGAAAGAUUGUUAGUCAUCGACAUGACAUUUCCAACAAACGUGGUGUUGUUUUGCAAGUUGAAACGACACUAUAUCCUGGCGAUGCAUCGGAGGGACAUAAACCUACAUUUCUUGUCGCCCAGACUCGAUUCCCUAAAACGUCUCCUCGACAUGUUGCUGCAGCCACUGGAGCUAAAGGUACUACCCUUCCCGGUAAAUCAAUGGUCGUGAGUCCCAAGAAUAAUUCAGAUACUCAUGGUCCAGAAGGAACACCCUCAAGUCAUCCUUCAAGUCUUUCUCCCUUGACUGAGUCCAUGACACCAGGCUCUGGUAAUACAGCUCCACCCAUUACACAACCAGGUGGCUGUGGACUUCCAAUUGGAUGUCAAGAUGAAGCCUUAGCAUCCGAGGAUAACAUAUUUGACGAACUAAAAACAACACGCUGUACAAGCUGGCAGUUUGAACUCCGACAAAUGGAAAGAACUAAUCGACUGCUCGCAGAAGAAUUGGCGACCCUUUUAUCUGCCCAAAAGAAACGAAAGAGAAGAAAGGGAGCCGGUAGCUCUCAACGAGAUUGUGUUAAUUGCCAUACUAAAAGUACUCCGGAAUGGAGAAGAGGACCGAGCGGAAAUCGAGAUUUAUGCAAUAGUUGCGGAUUGAGAUGGGCGAAAGAGCAAGGUCGCAUCCCUUCCCGCGCUUCUAAACGUAGCAAGAAUGGUGAUGAAUCGAGUAAAAAAUCCAAUUCCCCACUUCAAUCUAGUCCGGUGCCGAAUGAAUUGUCGCAAAAUCAGUCCAUAGCACCGAAACCAAUUAUCAGUCCUGAAAAUGGGGAUGCGACGAGCCAAACCGCGGGAUCGAGUAAAAUACUGAAGAGAUCGGUGUCGAGGGGGAGUGCGGGUAGUGCGGGUAGUGCGGGUAGUGCGGGGAGUAUGGAGAGUGCGGAGAUUUGGGGUGCUGGGGGCAGUGGUAAUAAUGGAAGUAAUGGACAAGAGAAUACGUCGUGGGGAAUGAUUAUUGAUGGAAUGUCUAUGAUGAGUGACACGGCGGUUCCGGUUCGAUUUGGGGGGAGAACGACGAUACAGAGUCAGCCGGCUCACGCGAGGAGUUUGGGGUUUAAUGAGGGCGGGCUUAGUGGGAUUACUAAUAUUGAGGAGGGACGGGAGGGGGGAGGGGGAAGGUGGGUUAGAAAUGGGAAUGGGAAUGGUUAUGGUUAUGGGUAUGGGUAUGUACAUGGGAAUGGAUAUGGAAAUGGGAAUGGGAAUGGGAAUGGGAUUGGGACUGGGGAGAUGGAUGAGGGUGGGGGUGGAGAAACAAUAUGA
Molecule: messenger RNA, 3480 nt
Organism: Sclerotinia borealis F-4128
Lineage: Eukaryota; Fungi; Ascomycota; Leotiomycetes; Helotiales; Sclerotiniaceae
Source: the annotation of a GenBank genome assembly